CACGCGACGACGAUCUAUCGCCGAACCUCAUCCUUCUGCCAGGCGUCAGAGUCUGAGCAUGCAUAACACGUGCCAAGGCUGUUUCAAUGCUCUUCAGGCACCCAUCUGAAUGACCUCGAGGUUGUACCUCUCCUUAACUUUACGAAGGACACUUUUUCGCACAUUCUUUUGGUUCAAAUAGCCUACGACAUCGUUUCGCGCGGGGCCCCUUAGCACCCUUGCAUACGAGCAUUGCAUAAUUAUCUUUCGCGUUUAUACCGAACCUAUUUAAGCAGGAUGAACAGCGGUUACAUAACAAGGAGUGCGAAUACUCCUUAUACAUUCAAUCCCACUACCAAUCAUAGCACAGCCCCUGUACCAAGUGACCCCAAGGCUCCACAGGAUCGGCUGAUUGUUGGUGUGGACUUUGGGACUACAUACAGUGGCGUAGCUGCUGUUUAUUCUGCAACACCAGAAGAUGUCGAUAUCAUCAAAACAUGGCCGGGUGGGAACGGAAUUACAUCCGAUAAAGUUCCCACUGAGAUAGCCUAUCAAACUCCACCACCAAAUGGAUCGAAUUCAUCAGUGGACACAACCUCCGCAAAACAAGCCACCGUAAAGUGGGGGUUUCAAUUCAAACCUGAGGAGACACGACUUCGAUGCGUGAAGUUGUUUCUAGAUCGGAAUCAGAAGCUUCCACAUUUUGUAUCACCUCUCGAAACUGCUGCACAGCUCAAAAAGUAUGGGAAAACCGUGAAUGAAGCUGUAUCAGAUUACUUGAGCCAAAUAUACAAGCACACGAUGGAGACUCUAACCAAAAGGUACGGGGAGACAUUUAUGGGCUUGACGAAAGUCCAGUUCGUUUUGACGGUACCUGCGGUGUGGUCAGAUGCCGCGAAGGAUGCCACUCUGAAGGCCGCAGAGAAAGCGGGCAUGGGAAAUAGACAUGACCUCAAGUUGAUUUCUGAGCCCGAGGCUGCCGCUGUAUAUACGCUGAAAGCAAUUCAGCCCAACCAUCUUAGUGUUGGAGACAACUUCAUUGUGUGCGACGCUGGCGGCGGAACGGUGGACUUAAUAGCCUACAAGAUUACGCAGCUAAAUCCCCUUCGUGUCGAAGAAUCAGCAGUAGGUACCGGCGGCCUCUGUGGUUCCGCUUUUCUGAACUACCGCUUUGAGGAUCAUGUAAAGAGCCGAAUUGGCACAGAGAGGUACAAUACGAUGCGGGAAAAGAAAGCGAAAACCUGGAACAUGGGCCUCAAAUACUUUGAAGAGUUCGUCAAGCGAAAUUUUAAUGAGGACGAGCACAACGAAGUCAAUGUGCCAUUCCCUGGACUCCCUGACGAUGAGGAGGCUGGCCUCGACUCCGGAUUUCUUGUCAUGAGUGCGGAGCAGGUAAAGGAUAUCUUUGAGCCAGUGGUGCAAGAAGUUAUCGAUCUGGUCGAGGGCCAAGUGCAAAGUAUCCGACAAAAAGGAGGGCUUGUGUGUGGCAUUGUGCUGGUGGGUGGCUUUGGCCAAAGCAAUUAUCUGUACAGCAGAAUGAAGGCACACUUUAACAGCGCUCCACCACCUCCAUAUACAGAGCGACCAACACAUGCGGUCGCACUGAGCGCACCGCAAUCGAUUGAGGUCAUGCACCCAAUGUAUGCAUGGACAGCGGUAGUCCGAGGCGCGGUUCUCAGAGGCUUGGAAGGAAGUAUGGUGGUUAGUCGACGAAGUAGGUGGCACUAUGGGACCUCUUAUGCGACGGUGUUCGACGAAGCAAAGCAUCCCAUUUCCGAUCGAUACUGGAGUCCCUUAUGGGAGAGAUGGAUGGUCAGCGAUCGUUUACAAUGGCACAUUUCAAAGGGUGCUCAAGUCUCAGCUGAUCAGCCGAUAUCCUUCCAUUACACACGCAAUUUCCGUCCAGGGCAGUCGUUAGUAGUAGAAGACGACUUGAUAGCAUGCGACCUGGACACUGCUCCUGAUUCAUACCGGAAAGGCCUCAUAAAUGUCUGUACUUUGACGACAGAUCUGAACGCCGUACCUAAAAGUCUCUUCACACGUCUUACUACGACCAAAGGUGUCGAAUUUGACAAUCUCGAUUUCACGCUGGAUAUGAAGAUCGAGAGCGCAGGGCUAGUGUUUGAGUUGAAAGUGGAUGGAGUCCGAUACGGCGCUGUCAGUGCCAAAUUUCAUUGAGUAGGAGGUCGGUAAUCUUUACACAUUUUGAGUUGCCUAGGCGCUCAGGAGCUCCAGCAACAUCGUGAGUUUAGCUAGCUUCUUAGUAGGAUAGUACCUCGUAAGAUUUGGCAUCUGUUGUAAAUGUAGAUAUAUAUGGAUGAUGAUGCAUAUAGGAUGAACAUUGGCAAAG
This is a messenger RNA of Aaosphaeria arxii CBS 175.79, 2329 nucleotides long. Its product is annotated as actin-like ATPase domain-containing protein. The transcript has 5 exons. NCBI's taxonomy places the organism in Eukaryota, Fungi, Ascomycota, Dothideomycetes, Pleosporales. The record is from RefSeq and is a predicted model, not a curated record. Bases 277 to 2157 code for a protein of 626 amino acids. Gene Ontology annotation, molecular function: ATP-dependent protein folding chaperone; ATP binding.